CUGUUCUUGACGCGCAUGCGCCAGAAAGGGAGCACCGAUCGGAACACUGAGCUGACUGGUGCGGCAGCUAGCGGCAGCGGCACGGACGCGAGCAGAGGAAUAUGCUCAGAGGUUUCCAAGAUGGCGAAGAAAACGCAGGCAGAGAAAACAGCACAGAACGACGAGACCGCCAAGGGCAACGACGAUCCGAUGAAUGAAGAUGAGGAGCCCAACUUCAGCGAUCCGGAAGGCUUCGUUGACGACAUCACCGAUGAGGAAUUGCUCGGUGAUAUCUUAAAACAGAAACCUUCUGAAACGGAUGGAGUGGAAUCCGUGAUCGUUGUGGAUAAUGUGCCUCGGGUGGAGCCUGACAAAUUGGAGAAGCUUCAAUCUGUUAUUAAUAAAGUCCUGGGAAAGUUCGGUACGAUAGUCAAUCAGUACUAUCCAAUGAAUGAGACCGAUGGCAAGACUAAAGGAUACAUUUUUCUGGAGUACAAUAAUCAUUUGAACGCGCUUACUGCAGUCAAGUCCACCAAUAAUUACAAGAUCGACAAAUCACAUACAUUCAAGGUCAAUCUUUUCACGGAUUUCAAAAAGUUUGAGGAUAUUCCUGAAAAUUGGGAACCGCCGAAGGCUCAGCCCUUCAAGGCUGCUAGCGACUUGCACUAUCAUCUGCUGGAGCCAGACGCUUAUGAUCAGUUCUGUGUUCUUUGUGGCAAUGGAGCAGGUGUGUCAGUGCAAAUUUGGCAAAACUCUGCGCCGGAGCCCACUUUACUCGAAGAACGUAACCGCUGGACAGAGACGUAUGUGAAAUGGUCACAUCUAGGUACAUACUUGUCCACAUUCCAUAAACUGGGAGUCGCGCUGUGGGGUGGUCCUCAGUUUACCCAACAGGCCAGAUUCAGCCAGCGAGGUGUCGAGUGCAUUGACUUUUCACCCUGUGAACGUUACCUAGUCACCUAUACUCCGCGCACUGAUCUUGGACAGGAUCAAAAACGUUUAGUGAUUUGGGAUAUCUUAUCAGGCCAGGAAAAACGAUCGUUCUUCCCUGAUGGAUCUUCUGUCUGGCCAAUCUUUCGUUGGUCGCAUGAUGAUAAAUAUCUAGCGCGCAUGGGAGAGGACAUUCUCAGUGUCUAUGAGACUCCAUCGUUUGGUCUGCUAGACAAAAAAAGCAUCAAGAUCCCGGGAAUCAGAGAUUUUAGUUGGUCUCCGACGGAUAACGUCCUUGCUUACUGGGUGCCAGAAGAUAAAGAUGUUCCUGCAAGAGUAACUUUGCUUGAAAUUCCUAACCGCAAUGAAAUAAGAAAUAAGAAUUUGUUCAACGUGGCCGACUGCAAGAUCUUCUGGCAAAAAUCUGGUGACUACCUGUGCGUAAAAGUCGACCGCUUUGCUAAACGCAAGGAAAAGACAGAGCAAAAAUACACAGGUAUGUCGUAUAAUUUCGAAAUCUUCCACAUGAGGGAGAAACAAAUUCCCGUUGACAGUGUGGAGAUAAAGGAGCCGAUUCAUGCUUUCGCAUGGGAACCGGUUGGCAGCAAAUUUGCCAUCAUUCACGGAGAGAUACCCAGCGUGAAUGUCAGUUUCUAUGAAGUACGAUACGGCCAUCAACCUGCCCUGCUCAAAAGAUUGGAAAAGAAGGCUUGCAAUCACCUAUUCUGGUCACCGUCAGGUCAAUUCAUCGUCCUUGCUGGUCUGACAACGAUGGCUGGUGCUUUGGAGUUCAUCGAUACAAACGAUUUCACUAUUAUGAACUCUACUGAUCAUUAUCAAACUUCGGACGUGGAAUGGGACCCGACUGGCAGAUAUGUCGUCACGGCAGUGUCCAGCUGGAAGACCAGCGUUGACAACGGUUACUGGAUAUGGACGUUCCAAGGCCGUAUUCUGAAGAGAGUCAACCUGACCGCGUUCAACCAACUAUUGUGGCGGCCACGACCUCCGACUUUGCUCACUGUGGAGCAGAUUAAGGAGAUAAAGAAGAAUUUGAAGAAAUACUCGGCGCAGUUUGAGAGCAAAGAUCGCAUGCGACUGACGCGUGCUUCAAAGGAAUUAAUUGAGAAACGUUGCUUGCUGAUGAAGGCAUUCGAAGAAUAUCGUACGAAACGUAUCGAUGAAUGGAAUAAUCAAAAGAAGCGUCGUCUCGAAUUACGUUGCAAUAUUGAUACUGAUGAGUUAGAUUCAGAUUCGAAGAACGUGGAAGAAGAAGUUGUUGAAUUUUUCGUAAAAGAGGAAACGUUCGUGAUCGACGACAAAUAAACUUCUCUUCCUUGGACAAUUGUUAAUCGCCGCGUCGAUUGCCGGUCUUGGAAAUCUCUAAGUGUGAAAUAGCGAUCUGUUCCCAUCGCAAAGUGUCGCGAUACAUUGUCGUUGCAGCGAUCGAAUAUCGCUGCAGUUUAUCUUAAUCCGUGAA
Messenger RNA from Mycetomoellerius zeteki, 2386 nucleotides. RefSeq names its product eukaryotic translation initiation factor 3 subunit B (gene eIF3b). Gene Ontology annotation, molecular function: translation initiation factor binding; RNA binding; translation initiation factor activity. The transcript is spliced from 11 exons. The coding region runs from base 16 to 2232 and encodes 738 amino acids. Lineage: Eukaryota; Metazoa; Arthropoda; Insecta; Hymenoptera; Formicidae. Gene Ontology annotation, cellular component: eukaryotic translation initiation factor 3 complex. The record is from RefSeq and is a predicted model, not a curated record. Gene Ontology annotation, biological process: translational initiation.